This is a messenger RNA of Cyprinus carpio (common carp), 2834 nucleotides long. Its product is annotated as actin nucleation-promoting factor WASL-like. Gene Ontology annotation, molecular function: actin binding; microtubule binding. The record is from RefSeq and is a predicted model, not a curated record. Gene Ontology annotation, biological process: actin filament organization. Gene Ontology annotation, cellular component: nucleus; cytoplasm; endoplasmic reticulum membrane. Lineage: Eukaryota; Metazoa; Chordata; Actinopteri; Cypriniformes; Cyprinidae.
GUAGGAUUUGUAAAUUCGCCGCGUCUCUCUGUCUGUCAUGCGCAACGGUGGCACUGCCAUGUUGGAUCGAAAGCUCGGUGCACAGGAGUUCAGAUGAAAGUUUAGAGUCUCGAGACGACAUUGGAUAACCAAACGAGGAUCGCGUUUUAUUUCUAGGACACAGGACCUCUCUCAACCCACCCCCGGCCGAGACACACAGGUCUGAUUAUGAGAGCCUCCGGAUCCGAGCUGCGUUGAUCGGAGAUCAAUGAACGCAUAUUUUCUGUUUAACACUUCCUGAUCACAAGUUCACAUCAUCGGAUUGUCAAAAAUGAGCGGUCCACCUUCAAACAGAAGGCCUGCGAGCAAUGUAGGCUCAAUUCUUCUCACUCCUCAAGAAAACGAAGGGUUCUUCAAGCAUCUGGGCAAGAAAUGCACCAGUUUGUGUUCAGCAGUGGUGCAGGUCUAUGGAGCAGACAGAAACUCGUCCUGGGUGAAGAAGUGCUGUGGGGUGGCCUGUCUGGUGAAAGACAGCUCUCAGAGAUCUUACUUUAUCAGGGUGUUUGAUAUGAAAGACGGAAGACAAUUGUUUGAUCAAGAGCUCUACAACAACUUCUCAGUAAACUGCUCCCGGCCAUACUUUAUCACAUUUGCUGGAGAUACGUGCCAGAUCGGUCUCAAUUUUGCCAGUGAGGAGGAAGCCAGGCGAUUCAAGAGCGCAGUCAAUGAGCUUCUGUUUAGAAGAGGGAGGAAAACCGAAAAAAGACGUGACCCACCUAAUGGACCAUCAGGACCUUCAGGACCAACACUUCCAAUGGCAACGGUGGACAUAAAGAACCCUGAAAUCAACCAGCGUUAUCAAAAUAACACUCAAAUGAACAACUUUAACCUCCACAGCAACUUCAACAGAAAAGACAAAGACAAAGGCAAAGGCAAGAACAAGAAGAAGAAAAUAUCCAAAUCUGAAAUCGGCACCCCAAGCAAUUUCCGGCAUGUAGGGCAUGUCGGCUGGGAUCCCAACACAGGCUUUGAUCUGAAUAAUUUGGACCCAGAGCUAAAGAACCUGUUUGACAUGUGUGGCAUUUCUGAGGCCCAGCUCAAAGACAAAGAGACGUCUAAAGACAUCUACGAAUUCAUUGAGAUGAGAGGAGGAGUAGAGGCUGUCAAAAAUGAACUACGACGACAAGCACCUCCACCUCCACCAUCCAGAGGAGGACCGCCACCUCCUCAAAACUCCGCUCCUCCUCCCCCUCCUCCCUCCAGAGGCCGAGGAGCGCCGCCUCCACCGCCGCCAUCAAGAGUGCCCACCUCCGCCCCUCCUCCACCUCCUCCCUCCCGACCAGGUAUGGGCGCACCUCCGCCUCCUCCCCCCAGCAGAGGGCCCGGGUCGGCUCCCCCGCCACCUCCUCCACCCCAGCCUGCCUCUCUGGCCCCUCCGGCCCCUCCACCUCCUCCUCCUCCUUCAGUGGGUGGAGCACCACCACCACCACCACCGCCUCCUCCAGGACCCCCUCCUCCUGCACCUCCUUCGCAACCAGACGGGGAUGUAGUGGAGGGGCCAGGGGGUAAAUCUGCACUCCUGAACCAAAUUCGAGAAGGGGCGCAGCUGAAGAAAGUGGACCAAAACAACAAGCCGCCUGUGUCCGGUGGCGGCGGCGGCGGCGGCGGCCGUAACGCACUAUUAGACCAAAUACGACAGGGCAUUCAGCUUAAAAACGUACCAGACACUACAGACUCGGCUCCGCCCACUCCUGCCCCCUCAUCUGGGAUCGUGGGGGCGCUGAUGGAGGUCAUGCAGAAGAGGAGCAAAGCGAUCCACUCUUCAGAUGAAGAUGAUGAUGAUGAUGACGUAGAAGAUUUUGAGGAUGAAGAUGAGUGGGAUGAAUGAUGACCAGGGCUGCCCAAAAGAAUUAAGGCACUACAUUGCUCUUGACAUGCUAAACCUUACAAAAUUGUAAUGUAAAUGGACGACCGAUUUGCUGUACAUUUUUGUUGCCUUUAUGCUUUUUUGUAUUAAUCUGUGCAAUACCUCAUUUAAUCUGUAAAGGUUUGUCAUGCAUCUCCUGAGAAGGUUUUAUUUCCCUCUCCUGGAUUCGCGUGCAAUUUUACAUCAAGUUGUCUUGAUUUGUAGAGUUGAAUGUUUUUGGGUCUUUUGUUUUUUUUUUUUCUGUCAUUCUUUAAAUGAACGUCAUCUCUGAAGAACAAGAUGAGCGAGUCUUAAAAUGUUGACAUGGUGACUCGAAGCAAGAACACUAUUUUCAUACUUUUCUCUUACCUUUUCUUAUUCAGAACAUAGUUUAGUGCUGUUAUUUUCUUAAAAACCAUAUUUAGCCCCAUUGCUAAUUUGUAAAUUUGCUCCAAGUUUGAGUCGGUUUCUAUUUUUGCACGAAUCAAAAAGGAAAAAGUGGGAAAACGGCACAAUACGGCGGUUAUGUUUACACAUCGUGUGCUAUAGCUACUAUGUCAGGACUCUCCUUAACAUGUGAGAAACACUACAGUUAUUAGAAAUAAGAGUUUUUUUUUUUUUUUUUGGUUGUUUUUCCCUGAUGGUCAAAAAUGAAUGUUCAUGUGUGCCAUUGGAAAAAAAAAUCCUGAAAUGGACGUUUCGUACAUUCUCAAUGUUUUACUAAUAACACACUGUGAUGCUAUACUAAUACAAACUGAUGGUCCGCAGUGGGUCGGAUCAUAUACUUUUCACUGUUUUUAACAGUGUUAUAGAGAAAUUCAAAUAUGUUUUCCAGUUUUUAUCCUUUGUUCAACCAGGGUUGCUUUGCAUUGAGACUUGAAACCUUCGAAAUGAGGUUGAAAAAAAAUAUUAAAAUUGUACACUCAAAUAAAUGUUAAUAUUUACAGAA